AUGUCCAUCAAAUAUUUAUUCAAGCACAUUAAAAAAGGUUAUGAUCGCAUAACCACGGCUCUUGUACCUGCCCAGAAUGACGAUGAAACAACUGAGCAGUCUAUUGAUAAGGUUAAGCAUUAUCUCGAUGGUAGGUAUAUUUCUCCUUGUGAAGCUUGUUGGAGAAUAUUUUCAUUCCAGAUUCACAAGAGAUCACCUGUUGCUGAAAGGUUGUACUUUCAUUUACCUAGUGAAAAUUCAGUAAUAUUUGAAGAUGAUGAUGACAUUGAUGUUUUGCUGUCCAAGCCAACAAUUAAGGAGUCCAUGUUUACUUCUUGGCUAAAAGCUAACAAGAUUUUCCAUGAAGGAAAAUAUCUAACAUAUUUGUAA
Messenger RNA from Glycine soja, 369 nucleotides. RefSeq lists its product as uncharacterized. Lineage: Eukaryota; Viridiplantae; Streptophyta; Magnoliopsida; Fabales; Fabaceae. The record is from RefSeq and is a predicted model, not a curated record. The transcript has a single exon. The coding region runs from base 1 to 369 and encodes 122 amino acids.